Carassius carassius (crucian carp) is the source of this 883-nucleotide messenger RNA. Its product is annotated as rho-related GTP-binding protein RhoA-B-like. Gene Ontology annotation, biological process: small GTPase-mediated signal transduction; stress fiber assembly; cell migration. Bases 158 to 739 code for a protein of 193 amino acids. Gene Ontology annotation, molecular function: GTP binding; GTPase activity. NCBI's taxonomy places the organism in Eukaryota, Metazoa, Chordata, Actinopteri, Cypriniformes, Cyprinidae. Gene Ontology annotation, cellular component: dendritic spine; cleavage furrow. The transcript has 5 exons. The record is from RefSeq and is a predicted model, not a curated record.
CGCAGGCGUGGCUCGAGCUCGUGCACGCAAUCCCUUCCCCCUUCUGAAUGCCCGCGCUCUGCGCGUGCUCGUCAACGGUUUAUUGUAUCGGACAGAGGAGGCGACGGAGCUCCACCGUUGGUAUAAAACAAAACGGCUAGCCAUCUAAACUGCAAGUAUGGCAGCAAUUCGCAAGAAGCUGGUGAUUGUAGGAGAUGGAGCAUGCGGUAAAACCUGUUUGCUUAUCGUCUUCAGUAAAGAUCAGUUUCCCGAAGUCUAUGUCCCCACGGUGUUUGAGAACUAUGUCGCCGACAUUGAGGUUGACAGCAAACAGGUGGAACUUGCUCUUUGGGAUACCGCAGGACAGGAGGACUACGAUAGGCUCCGUCCUCUUUCGUACCCAGACACUGAUGUCAUUCUUAUGUGCUUCUCUAUUGAUAGUCCUGACAGUUUAGAGAAUAUUCCAGAGAAGUGGACACCUGAGGUGAAACACUUUUGUCCUAAUGUUCCCAUCAUCCUCGUCGGCAACAAAAAGGACCUGCGGAAUGAUGAACACACACGCAGGGAGCUGACCAAGAUGAAGCAGGAGCCUGUUAAAGCAGAGGAAGGGAGAGACAUGGCCAAUCGGAUUGGAGCAUUUGGUUACAUGGAGUGCUCAGCCAAAACAAAUGAUGGUGUACGGGAGUUGUUUGAAAUGGCCACUAGAGCAGCAUUGCAGGCACGCAGGGGAAAGAAGGGCAACAAAUGCAGUUUGCUGUGAAAACUCGCCAUUGGACUCUGUGCCUGUAUUGGGCCUCAGAAAGAGUGUGUGUGUGAGGGACACACUCCUAUUUACAGUCAUACACCCCCCUCACGUUCGCCAAAUGCUUUUGAGACGGAUCCCAGAAGGAAAAAAGGCUCCCCC